CCUCGCACCACUGAUGCACCCCCAUUUUAUCCAAGUCGUAGCCCGUGUCACAAAGUUCCUUCCGUCGCGAUGCCAUUCUCAACGUAUUCCCAGCAAACUGGGCAUGGGCAAGUAGUCUCCCUUUAGUUUACUGGUGCAAACCCACUUGACCUGAGUGUCAAUUACAUGGACCGGCAAUUCGGUGAACCCUUUGAUCACUGCACCGAGACAUCGCACUUGCCCGGCUGCUGGAUAUCUGUACAACGUCACGGCGCCACAAAGACAAAGGAAAGGUGGUGGCGGGCAAGGGAGACCAACAUACAGCUAGGUGUCCUCAGAGACAACAAGGUGCCCAACCAAAAUCCGAGACGGGAAAACCAACCAACGAACCAAAUGAAAUGACACGACGCAACCGCUUCGCGACCAGGUCGCCGCAGCCAACAAUUACGGCGGGGACCAAGUCUCUGCGACCAACAACAAUGUCUGCUCUACCAACCCUCCUCAGCCUCCUCUUCGCUGCCGUCGUGCUCUUCGUCGCCCCAUCCCUCGCCUACCAACCUCUCUCCGACACCCAACUCAAAGCCAUCCCCUCUCCCCUCAAUUCCGACUUCGACAUCAAAACCGGCGCGCUGCUCGCCCCGAUCCUGAUCCCUCGCGUCCCCGGCACUCCAGGACAGGCCAAAGUCCAGAAACACUUUGUCGACUUCUUCUCGCGCGAACUGCCCGAAUGGGACAUUUCGUGGCAGAACUCAACAGCCACCACUCCCCUCUCAGGGAAGAAACAAAUCCCUUUUCAGAACCUGAUCUUCCGACGGGAACCACCAUGGACGAAGGAGCGAGGGCCGGGCAGGGCGGCGCUGUUGACGCUGGUGGCGCAUUAUGAUUCCAAAAUCAGUCCCGAAGGGUUCAUCGGGGCGACGGACAGCGCGGCGCCUUGUGCGGUGUUGAUGCAUGUCGCUAGGACGGUGGAGGGGUAUUUGAAGAAGGUUUAUGAGGAAGGGGUUUCUGGGGGACUAGGGAAGGAGGGGCGGGAGGACCCAAAGAGGGAAGUGGGGGUGCAGAUAUUGUUGCUGGAUGGCGAGGAAGCAUUUAAAGAGUGGACGGAUACGGAUUCGCUUUAUGGUGCUAGAUCCCUCUCCGAGGAAUGGGAAAAUACACCCUACCCGGCCCUGUCGCGCUUCGCCAACCCUAUCCGGCAAAUCGACCUCUUCGUCCUGCUCGACCUCCUCGGCUCCGCCGACCCGGGCGUGCCCUCGUACUUCCAAACCACCCACUGGGCGUACAAGAACAUGGCUACGGUCGAGUCGCGCAUGCGCGCCCUUGGACUCUUGGAAAGCAAACCCAAGGACCCGUUUCUGCCCGAAGCCGGCAAGCUCAAGGAGCAUUUUGGCAGGGCCUACGUGGGCGAUGAUCACCAACCGUUCAUGGCUAAAGGAGCGCCGGUGCUGCAUAUGAUCCCGACCCCGUUUCCGCAUGUGUGGCAUAAGAUCGAGGAUGAUGGGGAGCAUCUGGAUUUGCCUACGGUCAGGGAUUGGGCGAGGAUUGUGACGGCUUUUACUAUCGAGUAUUUGGAGGCUACGACAGCAGAGGCUGGGGCUGUUGGAGGUGGGAAAGAGGGAAAAGGGGAGGAUGCUGCUGCUGCUGCAAAGCAGGGGACUAGUGAUGGGGAGGAGAAGGCUGGUGAGGGUGCUGGGAAAGGGCCUUGAUCGAUAUCUUGUCUCAUGGUCUUGUUGCUCACUAGUAGGCUUAUAAGAAGCUGUCAGUAUACAUGGUUCAGGUAAGCAGCUGUGUAAGAACUAGUUGUGGAUGAAAGUGCAGUGCUGUCACGGUACACUCUUAAAUCUAAGUUUAGAUGCUCCUUUGUGGUCUGAUCUACACUACAACUUACAAGAUGUAAUCGAAUGGGAUGGUGGAGCGAUGGAAGCACGACUUCGGGACUGAAUCUCGACGCAAAGUAUGCCUCCGGUUUGCAAGUAGCGUUCGAGGUCGAACGG
Messenger RNA from Neurospora crassa OR74A, 1973 nucleotides. RefSeq names its product glutaminyl-peptide cyclotransferase. Lineage: Eukaryota; Fungi; Ascomycota; Sordariomycetes; Sordariales; Sordariaceae. The coding region runs from base 378 to 1685 and encodes 435 amino acids. The transcript is spliced from 2 exons. The record is from RefSeq and is a predicted model, not a curated record. Gene Ontology annotation, molecular function: glutaminyl-peptide cyclotransferase activity; zinc ion binding.